Molecule: messenger RNA, 585 nt
Organism: Dioscorea cayenensis subsp. rotundata (Guinea yam)
Lineage: Eukaryota; Viridiplantae; Streptophyta; Magnoliopsida; Dioscoreales; Dioscoreaceae
Exons: 5
Coding region: 1-585 (194 amino acids)
Source: RefSeq, a predicted model, not a curated record
AUGUGGCGGCAAAGUGCCUCACCGGGGGGCGCGCGAAACCCUCAUUCCAAAUCCCUUCCAUCCUCUCGGACGAAUCGAGUUCCAGAUCGAAAUCUCUCCGAUGACGACGAGGAGUUGGACGAGAUCACUUAUGGUGAUGAUUCUUUGGAGAGCCUCCGAUCUCUUUAUUCUAAUUAUACUAAGAAGAAGCAAGAGAUUUCGUUGGCUGAGAAUGAGAAUGCAAGGCGUGAGCUUGAGAAUGAUAGCUGCGAUCAUCGCAAAUCUUUGUUGAUGGAAGAUCUUGAUCAUGACUCUGGUGAUGAGUCAAUCUCUGACGAGGACAAUAAUGUGCUUUUCAAAUUUUUUGCACACAUCCAGGGGUCACCAAAGGCAAGAGAAAUAAUGAUCAUGAGGCAGAAAGAAAAGAGACAAGAGGUAAAAACUGAAAUUCAUCAUCUAUCAACUCUACAGUACUUUAUUAUUGCAGAGCAGAACAUGUCCAGUCUUCUGAAUUAUGAACUUAGCAACUGUAGUGAACGCACAUUGAGGGAUCUGAGCUUUAGUGAUGGUUUGUUGCAUAUCCGAUCAAUUACAGGAGUGCCUUGA